Molecule: messenger RNA, 1090 nt
Organism: Lycium ferocissimum
Lineage: Eukaryota; Viridiplantae; Streptophyta; Magnoliopsida; Solanales; Solanaceae
Product: SPX domain-containing protein 3-like
Exons: 3
Coding region: 246-1001 (251 amino acids)
Biological process (GO): cellular response to phosphate starvation
Source: RefSeq, a predicted model, not a curated record
AAUAUGCUGAGAAUUUCUCUUACUUCAUCGUCCUUUUUAAUUUACUUUUCCGUACCGCCACCUCAUCACCUCCAAGCAUAUGCUUUUUAAAUAUUCUAAUUUCCUACCCUUUCCUUUAUGUUAUAAAAACCAAACACCUAACUCUGAUUUUUCACAAUUUUUAAUUACACGUGUUCUUCUUCCCUUCUCUACAAAUUUGCAUCAAUUUUAACUUUAGUAUUUUUAUAAUUUGUUCAAUUUUGGUGAUGAAAUUUGGGAAGAGAUUGAAGCAACAUGUUGAAGAAACGUUACCCGGGUGGGGGGAUAAGUUUUUGUCAUAUAAAGAUUUGAAGAAAUUGGUGAAGCUUAUAUCGUUGGCUCCAGCUAUAUUGAGUGGAUCAGAGGAGACGGAGUUUGUGUACUUAUUGAACAGUGAGAUCGAUAAGUUUAAUUCUUUUUUCAUUGAACAAGAGGAGGAUUUUGUUAUUCGCCAUAAGGAGUUGCAACAGAGAAUACAGACAGUGAUUGAUACAUGGGGACCAAAAUUUGAUGAAUCCUCAAAGGCGCAUUACAGAGAGGAGAUGGCAAAGAUUAAAAAAGACAUCGUCGAUUUCCACGGUGAAAUGGUCCUCUUAAUCAACUAUAGUAAUAUUAACUAUACAGGGUUGGCUAAGAUAUUGAAGAAGUAUGACAAGAGAACUGGUGGAUUGUUGCGGUUGCCGUAUAUACAGAAUGUGCUUCAACAACCAUUCUUCAUAACUGAUGUCAUUUCAAAGCUGGUGAAAGAGUGUGAAAGCACCAUAAAUUCAAUGUUUCCAAUUUGUAAUAAAGGAAAAUCAAUUAGCCAAAGAGAAGCAAUAAUAACAGUAGGAGGAGAAGGAAUAUUUAGGAAGACAGUAGCAGCUCUUCUCACAAUGCAAGCAAUAAGAAAAGGAAGCUCUACUUACGGCCAUUUCUCAUUGCCACCUCUCAGUUUGCCAGAAUCUGAUGUGAUUCAGCCUUUGCAGCUCAACUCAGCAUAGCUAUACCUUGAGCUUCAGUUUAUUAUGUCACAAUUCUAUACGUGAUGAAGAGAAAGAAAUACAUGUCAUUGAUCCCAUUGUUUUUUCCA